ACUCCUCUUUUUUUCUCCCUUCAUCACUUCCAUUUCAACUUGAAAUCCUUCCUCAUUCAAGCUAUUUAAAGUCGAGUAUCAUAAUUAUUCUAUUUUAAUUUUGAAUUUUUGCAAAAGAAAUAGCGUAUGUAAAAAAGGCCUUGAUUUUUUUUUUUUAAAAAAACUAUUUUUUUAGUGCCUUGUGAUUGUAAAAUCCCUCAUUUCUCUCUUUAUUUUGGUUUGGAAUCAACCCUGCAAAUCCCGAACCUGAAGAGAUCGAGACGAAAUCACAAAAGAAUAGAAAUUAUGUAUUAAUAAUUUCUAAGUAAAUAUUUAACAGUUGAAACUAAUUGAAAUAAGAAUUGUUGGUUGAAUAUAAUUCUCAAAGAAUUAUCUUAAAAAAUACGUUUGUUUCUAAAGCAAUAUAUUGGAAAACUGGAAGCAGAACUGCUUACUUGGGGCCUGGAGGUUGUCUUCUCUCCGCCACUCUCCUCUCCUGAAAACCCUAGAAUCCUUAUUGUUAUGCAGUGAGAUGUUAAUAAGAAGAUUAGGUUUCCAACGACCGUACGGCCAGCCCUGGCGGCAGUGUGGUAAUGGUGAAUAACAAUUAGAUGGGUUUUUAUUUGAGGUGAAAAGUGAAAACCUUGCCCAGCAAUGCUAUGCUAUCUAAGUCAUGAAGGUGACUGCUGAUAUACGUGUGUCAGACUCAGAAGAAGAUAUGUACAAGAGGCCUGGGUUGUUGUCUCUAUCAUUCUUAGCUGUCUCUUCUUCCCAAAUUCUGGAUGCAAACCAGUUAAAAGUUAUGAAGCGCAAGCAGUUAAUGAUUACUGAUAUGCACUUUGAUGUGCUAAAACUCAUUAUCAUGUUGGUGGCUAAAUCGUCACAUGGGGCAGCAGAUCUGGCAAGGCUAUUAUCUGUUUCCAGAUUGUUUAUGACACUUUCUGAUGAAAAAGAGAUUCUGCAAGCUGCAGUGUUCGACAAUGUGAAUCUAUCUAGUGGGUUACAAUAUUUCCAGAAUAUAAAAGGGUUAUUAUAUAGAUGUGCAGAUGCUGGGAAUGCUGCUGCUCAAUACAUGCUUGGGAAGAUUCUUCUCUUGACCUCUUCCAAGUUGUUGAUUGGGAAAAGAGAACAUGCUUUCUUAGGUUCUUCUCCUAUGUGUGGGUGCCCAGUGUGUCAAACACAUACUGAACAAUAUGCUCCAGCAUAUUCUUUUAUGGCUCAUUUUAUGCCCAAUGAAGUACCCAGCAAAGAUUCUAAUUCAAGUCUGCCUCACUUCAUAUUUGUGAGGUUUUUCCUAGAACGAUGUGGCCGGGAUGACCUUCUUGAAAUGCGUCUUUAUUUGUAUCACUAUUUUGAAUAUUUCCUUGGAUCGGAGGUACCUGGCUCUCUUGUUAGAAUACGUAAUUCUAUCAAGAAGAUGUGCAUAUAUGGCGAUGCUGCUCAAUGUUAUGAAAGGAUGGCAAAUAAAUGCAUGGAAAUGAAAGGUAAAACUGAUACUAUGGUUGUGGUCCAUGAUCGAGCUGCACAACGGAGUCAUCAGUAUGGUGCCAAGCGCAGAGAAGUGGUAGACAUGUUGAGUGGAAGGGAGGCAUAUGAUGGUGAGCCUCUGAACUUGGAUAAAAUAUUUGAUGCCUUCACUGAGGAGUUCCAAAAAAUGAGUGACGUUAGCGAAGACCUGCUGAAGGAUAUGAACUAUAGAACUGUGCAGAAUGCAGCAAUAAUGUUUGAUAGACUUGAGAAAAGUUACAUCAAGGGUGGCAGUGAAGCACUCAAGGAGUUGGCAACUAACCGAUGCAAUGCAAUUUCUAUGUUUGAUGGGUUUUUCCUUCAAGAUCAUACUUGGUUGCAGGAUUAGAGAAACAUGUUUUCAGGUCUACUUUGUGUAAUGCCUCUAGGUAUAUUGACAACCUUUUGAGUGAUUUAUUACAUCUCUCUUCUGUUACA
Molecule: messenger RNA, 1923 nt
Organism: Vitis vinifera (wine grape)
Lineage: Eukaryota; Viridiplantae; Streptophyta; Magnoliopsida; Vitales; Vitaceae
Exons: 4
Coding region: 653-1834 (393 amino acids)
Source: RefSeq, a predicted model, not a curated record